Quercus lobata is the source of this 1662-nucleotide messenger RNA. Its product is annotated as F-box/kelch-repeat protein At3g23880-like. Gene Ontology annotation, molecular function: protein binding. Bases 1 to 1401 code for a protein of 466 amino acids. The transcript has 4 exons. NCBI's taxonomy places the organism in Eukaryota, Viridiplantae, Streptophyta, Magnoliopsida, Fagales, Fagaceae. The record is from RefSeq and is a predicted model, not a curated record.
AUGUCAGACUAUCUCCCAGAGGAAGUGGUGCUGGAAAUUCUGCACAGACUUCCCGUCAAAUCCCUAAUUCGAUUCAGGUGCGUUUCUAAAUCAUGGAACUCUCUAAUCACAACCUCUGCCUUCAUCAAAUCCCACCUAACUCGAUCACUUUCACUUUCCUCCGACAAAUUAAUUGUUAGGCAAUGCGUUAAUAAACCCUAUCCCUUUGUAGAGCACUACAAAUUAAUUGACGAUACCAAUGACUCCUCAUCUGAUCAAAUUCAACACAUUGAUUUCCCACUAAGGUGUAGUCGUUUUAUAUGCCAUUUUAAUUUAAUCGGUUCCGUGAAUGGAUUGUUCAGUCUUUUUGAGGAAGACCGCUUUGUUAUUUGGAAUCCCUCAAUUAGAAAAUUUAUAACCCUUCCAAAACCUUGCAUUCGUGUCAAGUCAGUUGUUCAUGAAGCAUUUGGGUUUGAUCCGCGGACUAAUGAUUAUAAGGUGGUGAGGAUAGCUUUUCCACGUAGAACUCAAUCGUCUGAAAUGGCCAAAAUACCUCUGGUUGAGAUUUACUCUCUUAAUGAGGGCUCUUGGAGAAUAACAAGUGCUGGCAACUCUUUUUCACCCGGGUUUAGUUUUGUUGAUCGGGGGCGACCAUCAGCUUCUUUAAAUGGGGCUGUCCAUUUUGUAGUGAGGGAUUGGGACAAUAAAUCGGAUCCAUCAGUUUUGUCAUUUGACUUGGGUGAUGAGGUUUUUCGCAUGAUAUCUGUGCCAAAUGGUGCAUUCAGUACGAGUGAUUAUGUUCAUACCUCAGUAAUUGGAGGUUCGCUUUCUCUUUUAUGUCAUGAUUCUUAUACUUACGGGCAUGCAGUGAACAACUGCUGUUCCAUUUGGGUGAUGAAAGAGUAUGGCGUUGUUGAUUCUUGGACUAAACAGUUCACUGUUAAUCUCAAUGGAGGACUUUUAUUAGGUCUCCAGAAGAAUGGUAAUAUGUUAGUGGAGACAAAACUACCACUUCAUUGUGAGAUCUCUUCAUAUGAUCCUAAGAGCAAACAAGUUAAGAAUUUGGGAAUUUGUGGGAUGUCAUACACUUUUUUUGUUGAUAAUUAUAUGGAGAAUCUAGUCUUACUCGACAAACCGAAUGACAAAGUUUCCAAAAGGAGAGUGAGCAGGAAGAGGAAAUACAGUUUAAUAAAGGUGGUAUCAGAGAAAGAGAGACGAGAUAAAGAAACAAGCCAUGAGCUCGAAAAGAAAAUGUUACAUCUAGAGCAUGAUAUAACUAUUUUAAAAGCAAAAGUGAUGGAAAUUUCCACUCUAAAGUCAGAAAUGGCGGCUUUAAAAUCACAGGCCUUACGGUUUGUUCAACAAUUGAGUAACCAGGUUCAAAACAUGAUUAGCAGUGUUGGAAAUGUGGGUUCAGCAUAACUUGGACAAAAAUCCUCUUCUAUUUGCCAAGAAUUGCCGACUUGUGGUAAUGUUCGUUACUUGGAAAAUGUUGGACUUGUUUGAUGAUGAGAAAUAUAAGUUGAACAAUCACUGUGGAGAAUUUUAUGUUGAACUUUGGAACUUUCAUAAUUCUAGUCGUGUAUUUUAAUAACUUGUAAUCAUGUUAUUUUUGGAACAAAUAUGUUAAUUUUAUACAUGAGUAUUUAUUAGCUUUGAUAUUUGGAGCAUUGUGUGUUUUAA